Messenger RNA from Juglans microcarpa x Juglans regia, 2085 nucleotides. Its product is annotated as chaperone protein dnaJ 15-like. The transcript has 11 exons. Bases 445 to 1665 code for a protein of 406 amino acids. Lineage: Eukaryota; Viridiplantae; Streptophyta; Magnoliopsida; Fagales; Juglandaceae. The record is from RefSeq and is a predicted model, not a curated record.
UCAGUUAGCUGAAAAUACGUAAUGUCACUGACAAUUUAAAGGAAAUUACAAAAAGAAAAAUGAAGACGAAGAAGUCACGACGAGCUUACGAAGAAAGAAGACCAGAAAAGUAGCGAAAGAAGAAAGAAGCCGUUUCACAUCUCUUCCCUCCAUUUUAUAUAUUUCUGUAAAUUCCAAAACCCUAGGCUUCUUUGUUCUUUUUCUUUUUUUUUUAUUUGUAUUUUUCAUCUUCUGUAAUUAGACUUAGCGUCGAUGAUAUUGUUGCCAUAUGCCAUUAGAUACUUAUCAACUCUCCGUCUUUUCAAGUUUCCAAGAAAAUAUAGUGAUCCGAUGAUUCUUUCACUUGCGUAGAUUUUCUUGGAAAGAUUGAUCCUUUUUCUUUGUUGUCAAUUCUUUAUUUUUGAGAUUUUGAGAUUUAACAGUGGGAGGGAUAGAGAGUGAAAAAUGGAGGGAAUGGGGACGAGUUCGAAGAUGGAAGGAUCUUCGGCCCCAGCGAGUCGGCGAGACCCCUAUGACGUGCUGUGCGUUUCGAGAGACUCCACCGAUCAGGAAAUCAAAACUGCCUAUCGAAAACUCGCUCUCAAGUAUCAUCCUGACAAGAAUGCCGCCAAUCCUGAGGCUUCUGAACUUUUCAAGGAGGUUGCAUAUUCUUAUAGCAUCUUAUCUGACCCAGAGAAGAAAAGGCAAUAUGACAGUUCAGGGUUUGAGGCGCUUGAUGCUGAUGGCAUGGACAUGGAAAUUGACUUGUCUAAUCUUGGUACUGUCAACACAAUGUUUGCAGCUUUAUUCAGCAAGCUGGGUGUCCCUAUUAAGACUACGAUUUCUGCUAAUGUUCUCGAAGAAGCUUUGAAUGGUACUGUUACUGUCAGACCCCUUCCAAUUGGAACAGCAGUUAGUGGAAAGGUAGACAAGCAAUGUGCCCACUUCUUUGGUGUAACAAUCAAUGAGCAACAAGUGGAGGCUGGGAUUGUAGUGAGAGUUACGUCAACUGCACAGAGCAAAUUCAAGUUACUCUAUUUUGAACAAGAUGCAAGUGUUGGUUAUGGUUUGGCAUUACAGGAAGAUAGCGAGAAGAAUGGUAAGGUGACAUCUGCAGGGAUGUACUUCUUACAUUUUCAAGUGUACAGAAUGGAUUCAACUGUGAAUGCGCUAGCAAUGGCUAAGGACCCUGAAGCUGCUUUCUUUAAAAGGUUGGAAGGUCUUCAACCCUGUGAGGUCUCAGAACUAAAAGCUGGAACUCAUAUAUUCGCCGUUUAUGGAGAUAAUUUUUUCAAGACUGCUACAUAUACAAUUGAGGCUCUUUGUGCAAAGUCAUAUGAAGACACAACAGAGAAGCUCAAGGAGAUUGAGGCUCAGAUUUUAAGAAAGAGGACCGAGCUACGUCAAUUUGAGACAGAAUACAGAAAGGCAUUGACACGCUUUCAAGAAGUGACCAAUAGAUACAACCAGGAAAAACAGUCUGUGGAUGAGCUACUGAAACAGCGAGACAAUAUUCAUUCGUCAUUCUCUGUAUCCAAUAGUAGCUUGAGUAGCAGUAUUAGUUUUAGUAAUGGCAGUAGUAGCAAAUUUGUUGGUGAAGAUUCAAAGGCAGAGAGUCCUGGGGAAGAUGGAAACUCAGAUGGCAAGGAUAAAUCAUCGAAAAAGAAAUGGUUCAAAAGGAUCUGAUAAAAAGCUUGGUUGAGAAGGUGUUUGGCCUAUUCAGUUUUAUUGAUUGUUUGAAGAUUCCAUCCUUGCAUUAAGAUGUUUGGGCCUCUAGGUUUUGCUGCUUCAAAAGGCAUGCAUUGCAUUCCAUGUUCAAUUUCUCUCUCUAAACCUUCACCAAGGUUUUUCAUUACGGGUUUUACAAUUUGGUUGUAAAAACAUUUGAAGAAGUAUGUGUUUUAAUAUCUUUUGUAUCCAUGAUGCCAUCGAGGGAGUUACUUGUCCUCCAAGUUCAUCUAGCAUCCUGAAGGACCCGAGCAUAUAAGUCUGAAACUGAGAUGGUAUAUUCAUUCAUUUGGUUUAUGUUGUAAAAAUGACUUUUUCACUUGUUUUAGCAUCUUCUUCUAAUGAUAAUGUGUACCAAGGUAUGUGUUGUCACUUCUA